This is a messenger RNA of Struthio camelus australis, 3066 nucleotides long. The record is from RefSeq and is a predicted model, not a curated record. NCBI's taxonomy places the organism in Eukaryota, Metazoa, Chordata, Aves, Struthioniformes, Struthionidae.
CCGAGGCUUGUUUGUCUACGGGCAGCGCUCUGCUGCUGAUGCUGGAUCAUCUGCAGCAUCUUUCAGGGCAAUUUGAUUCUCUGAAGCUAAGACAUUUUUCACAAGCUCAGUUAGACUUCCGGAGACAUCAUUUUAAGAGGGCCCAUAACAAACAGAUAUGCCAUUGCCAUUAUGCCAGUGAUAAUGACCUUGCCUUGACAACAACCUGCAGCCGUAAAGCGAGUUUAAUUCUCUGACAAGAAGAUUGGCGACAGCUAUCAUUGAACAUAUUGUUUACCGUAAUAUAUGGGAUUCUUCCCUGGAAACCCUGGAGAUGAUAUUUGUCUGGUCUGAUUGUAAAUAAUGAGAUAGGCCACAAUGGAUUUCAGUUCCUCAUCAGUGUUUGAUCAGCACAAAGGUGAUGCAGCAGAAGAGAUUGACUUGACUGUGGUUUACCAAGCAGCAGCUAAUGGCGAUGUGAACACCCUAACUGCAGUGAUUCGAGAAGAUCCUUCCAUCCUGGAAUGCUGCGACAGCGAGGGUUGCACACCUUUGAUGCAUGCUGUGUCAGGACGCCAGGUCGAUACAGUGAAGCUUCUGUUGAAGAUGGGAGCAAACAUUAAUACUCAAGAUGCUUGUGGACGAACCAGUUUAUCUCUGGCAACUUAUCUGGGCUGGCUGGAAGGCUGUGUCAGCCUGCUCAGAAAUGGUGCUAAACAGAACAUACCUGAUAAAAAUGGAAGGUUGCCACUACAUGCUGCUACCGCAGAGCCUGAUGUGAGGCUUCUGAAUGUGCUUCUGCAGCAGUCAAAUCUUAGUGAAAUUAAUCAUCAGGACAAUGAGGGAAUGACUUCACUUCACUGGGCUGCUUUCCACAACAGGCCCCAGCACACACACACCCUGCUGCAGAAGGGAGCAGAUCUGACUCUGGUGGACAAAGACUUCAAAACAGCUCUGCACUGGGCAGUACAGAGUGGCAACAGGAUUCUGUGCUCCAUCAUUCUGGACCACUACCAGGGCCCAUUGAUAAUAAACUAUGAUGAUGAAAAUGGCAAAACAUGUAUGCACAUUGCUGCUGCUGCAGGUUACAGUGAUAUUAUCAGUGAGCUGGCUAAAGUCCCGGAGUGUAACCUGCAGGCCCUUGAUGUGGAUGACAGGACACCUUUGCACUGGGCUGCAGCAGCAGGGAAAGCUGACUGUGUGCACACACUGCUAGAGCUGGGGAUAGACAGCAGCCCUCGGGACAUCAACGAAAACACUCCUCUGACAUAUGCAGUUUACUGUGGGCACACAGCAUGCAUUAAGCUGCUGUCUCAAGAGAGCAGAUCCGAGCCAGUUUAUCAGUUUCCUCCUCAGAACAACAGACUCCUAAAGAAAGAAGGAAGAUUCAGUAUGCUGAACCACAUCUUCUCCUGCAAAAAGAAGAAAGAGGAUCAGAAAACCAAUCAGAAAGACAGAAACAGAGACCGAUGUCCUAGAGAGGAGACCUCAGAAGUAGAUGACAUCAUCACCACUUUUGAUUGCAUUAUGGACACAAACUGCAAAGACAUUCCAGAUGAGCAUAUGACCACUGCUGACUUUAAAAGAAGGAGCACAGACACAAAGAAGUACCUCCUAUCAGAAAAGAAACAACCGGAGUGUAACGCACUUCUGCCCAUCAGAACCCAGAGUCUCCCCCCAAUCACUGUGGGCAGUUCUUUCCUAACUGCCUCCCAGAGCACAACUUCAAGUUUCUCCUCCACCAGCACCAGCACCCACCAUUUUGCACACAGAUCUCAAAAGAGUAGGAGUGAACACAAUUUGCUAGACCACCGAAGCAGCUGCCAAACUUUGUUGAAUGACCCCUGGAACGCAGAUUCUAACCAAAUACUCUCCUACAAUGUCUGUACUAGAACUCCUUCAGACAAACUGAUAAAUGCUGUAAGCUCUGACAGAUCCCAACAUUUGCUUUUGUGCCCUCCUCGCCUUCCCUCACUUCCCAGUUCUCCAUCAGGUGAAAAUUUUCAACAGAUUUCCUUAGACCAACCUAAAAUAAAAGUUCUUACUUCUGCACGGAACAGCCUAGUGCCCAUACACAACCACUGUGCUCAGAAAAAUGAAGUGGAACAGAAAAGAUGGAUGGAAUGAGAACGCAACCAAGGAAAAAUGAAUGUGAAAAAUGGCAAGGAAGAUUCUGUAGCCAAAGCAGCACUUACUCCACCUAGGAACUCUGAUAUGGUUAGACUGGAAAAACUGUACCAUUUGCACACCAAGACAAAGAGCUUGUGAAUAAAAUGGAGGAACUGGAACUCAAAGUGUAAGAUGCUAUGGAAGGCAGUAUAGGAAUGACAGAUACAGGACAGAAGAGUAUCAUGUCUAAAAGACUGGUAAUGGAUAUAAACUAUUUAGGAAAGGUAAAAAACUGGAUGGUCACAUAGUAUGUUAGUGAAAUGUAUGACUGCAAAGAAAUCAAACAUAAAAUCAUGAAUAAAAUUGAAUCUGGGUCAAAACAGCUUGGAGGAGAAAGAAUAAAAAUGGUUUUGCAAUAAUCAUCUUAAGAGUGUGUUAUAAACAUACAAACUCAAGAAUGGAUAUCAUUAAAAAAUUAAAAAACUCUGAAAAACUAUGGGAGAAAUAAGUACUUUCAUUAGAAAAUAAUGGCAGGGCUCAGAUAGUCGUGAUCACAACAGAAAACAGAUUUCCUUGCCAACCAGUAAAUAAGUCAAUAUGACAUUUUGCUAUUUUACAUUCAGUUUUAAUGAGCAGAUCUUCCGAAGGAAUCAGUGGUAGUAAAGUAGAACUAACUGAAUAGCAGCUAAUGCAAUUCACAUUGAAUUCCAAGGCAGAGAAAAAAUAGGUCUGUAAUUAAGGUUUUGAAUUCUCCUUUGCAAACUUUAGGAAAUUAAUUAAAGAGUUGCCUGAAUGAAGGAGCUGGGGAUUUGAAUUUAGAGAAAGUAUAGAACUGUAUUAACUCCAAAGCACAAACGCACCAGGAGGUUGCAUCCUAAGCAAGGGAAAAAAAUAAUGAGGAGAGAUUAGGGGGCUUGAUAAACAUAUCAAGCAGAACGGCAAGAAAGAAAACACAAACAACAAAAUUGUAGACAGGGA